AUGACUACCCUACACGAGGCCCUCCAGUGCCUCAAACCGACAUCAUGGGAGGAAGUUCCCCAAUCCCCCGAUGGGCUACGAGAAUACGUACGCGACAUCUUCAGAGAAGGUCGUUUAGUCGCAGAGUCUCUCCCGGAUCCUCCGCCGUACGAGCACGAAGAACAAUAUAUCGUGGAAUCAGAGACCGCAGCAUCCGGGCGGCGAGUCAUUCCAUCAUCAGUCCGAGUGAGGGAAACGGAUCCUGAUAUUACAUCGCUGCAGAAACAGUGGGGGAAGCCCAUUAAAAUGGGCGGGGCGAAAGAUAAUCCGCUCGGUGUACACGUGUGGAAGUUGAAUGCGAACGAUCAUGGUGGGCAGUGGUUUGGGAGACGCAGUGUGCACGAGGGUCUGCCUUUUUCACAAUGGCAGAAGAAGCUUUCCUCCGAGUACGAUGAGACACUGAAGGUGAAUCGGAAAAAGAUCGAGAAGGGACGAACACCUGACCAUAGUAUUCGUGGUAUCGGUGCUGAAGAGAAGGUUGAGAACGUGGAGGUUAUGGAUGAGGAUGGCUCGGUUAUGGGCCAGGUUACGCUAUAUCAUGUCUCUGCACAGUUUCCCAAGCCGACUGCCCCUCGGGACUUCGUAACUUUGAUUAUCACGUCUGAGCAUGGGCUGCGCAUAGGCGGCACGAAACACCCGGGUCGGAGCUGGAUGAUGGUGUCCAAGCCUUGCGAGCAUCCUGGUAUUCCGCCGAAGACUGGUUACACUCGAGGAGAGUAUGAGUCUGUCGAACUUAUUCGGGAGAUUCCCAAGAGAGGUACUGAGAGCUCAUCUGCCUCCGUCAGCUCUGGGAAGAAAUCACAGAAGCAGAGCCCUGACGAGCCCAAGACCCAGAGUCCAGAUGCAGUUGCUGCUUUGGACGAGGAGGAUAUGAACCCCGUCGAAUGGAUCAUGGUUACCCGAAGCGAUCCUGGAGGCAACAUUCCCAAAUGGAUGGUUAACAAGGGCACUCCCGGAAGCGUUGGGGCAGAUGCAGCCAAAUUUGUCAAAUGGGCUAUCAAGGAUGAGAAUACUCCGAACAAGAAUAGUAGCCAGAGUGGCGGCGCUUCAUCCCAUAAUUCUGAGCCAAACUCGGGCGAACCGGACGACGAUCAGCAUUCUGAAGAUGAAGAUACCGACUUGACGGACACAGACGACCGAUCUCAUCAUGGCUUGAUUGCCAGCGUGACAGGUUUGCUCAACACUGGCCUCGAACGAUAUGCUCCUCAAGCAUUCCUCGACUAUAUCCCGCACUACCACCACGACAUACCAGGCUCUUUCCCACAAGCACAUGAUGAUGAUUCCGCAUCCCAAAGCACUGAAGCUUCCAGCGACAAGCAUGGCCGAAGCGCCGAGUACUUCGCAAACCAAGACCCAGACCAUGCCUCCCUUUCCUCUGUCCGCUCCGAAGGAGCCACACCAGCGAUGGAACUAGGACCGAAUAACCUCCCACCGAAAGAACUGAUGGAAAUGACAAAAGAUGGCAAGUUGAGUUCGCACGAGAAAGAACUCGCAAAGCUAGCCCUCCGCAAACGCGAAAUCGAUGCCAAAUUGGACACAAUCCGCUCCGAGCUAGACAAGCUCCACGUGCCAUCUCAAAGCGCUCUUGUAUCACUGUCGAAAAGCUCCCUCAACGAUGUCGAUAGCGAUACAAGUGGCAUGCUCAAACGCGCAGCUGAGAAUCGAUCCUCUACCCCAGUUAGCAGUCACCACGGUGGAGAUAGUAGUGAGGGCCAGUCAUCACAGACUCAAACGCCUGAGCCACCGGCGCAUGUUCACAAGGUUGCCUCGCAUCUCUUCCAUGAGGAGUCCAAGCUUCUGAAACAACUUCGCAAGGUCGAGGCUAGCCAGCUCAAGGUUGCGUCGAAGAUUGAGGCGAAGCAGAAGAAAGAGGCUGAGCGUUCAGAGAAGAUGAAAUUUAAGUCCGAGGUGGAGGGUUUGAGGAGUGAAGUCAAGACCUUGAAAACGGAGGUUGGCAAGUUGCGCGCAGAGAGACAAAAGUGGCUGGAUCUUGUUGCUACGUUGCAGGCCGAGAAUACGAAAUUGGCCGCGGCGAGUACGGAUAUUAGAUCUGGGAAAAUUUAA
Penicillium maclennaniae is the source of this 2103-nucleotide messenger RNA. RefSeq lists its product as uncharacterized. The coding region runs from base 1 to 2103 and encodes 700 amino acids. The transcript has a single exon. The record is from RefSeq and is a predicted model, not a curated record. NCBI's taxonomy places the organism in Eukaryota, Fungi, Ascomycota, Eurotiomycetes, Eurotiales, Aspergillaceae.